UCUGAUUAUGAAUAUGUACUAGACGAAUGCGGCCAUGUUCAAACCAUUGCGCCAGGAUAAUAACCAUUUUCCUUAAUGCAUAUUUUCAAGGAUGUAUGUUGAACGUCCAAAGAACUUGAAAAUUGAAAAACGUAAUGAAUUGAUUGGAUUAUUUUGGAUUGAAACAAUGUAAGCACAUCUUUGUGUUGGAAACGCACCUACUCAAUUAAGAUCGACAAUCGAGCAUGUUUGCCACUAGAAAUUCAGGCAAGCCCGAGUUCCUACUGUAUUAUGGACGCUCGCUCCCCUUGCAGCCUCCCCGGGACUUUAUUUACAAUAACUAUGCGCAGAACGGCCUGGCUUUACCCGGAUACCAACCUCGCAAAGAACAGCAUCAUUAUCACCAACGUCGUAGCCGGGAAAGGAGCCGAAGCAACCACCGCCGUCGACGGUCACGUGAACGUCGAAUGGAGAACGAGGAACGGACCAGUCGUGAUUCACUUGGAAUUUCGUCCGGCAGAAGUGGACGAGGUAAAAUGACCACGGGCUGCCAACAGUUUCUGAAAUAUGCGAACUUACUUUUCACAUUUAUUGUAUUCAUUGCAGGCGCGGGUAUUCUCGGACUUGGCAUCUACAUCCUCGGUUCCGACUAUGGCGCCCAGCAGGUCUCCGAGGCGCUUGGUGACGAUCUUUAUCUCAUAGCCGCUUAUGUGCUCAUCGCUUCCGGUGGCGUCCUCGUCAUCGUGUCCAUGUGUGGAUGCUGCGGCGCGCUUCGGGAGAGUCGGAUAAUGCUAGGAAUUUUUAUAUUCUCUGUAUCGAUACUGGUGCUAGCGUUGGUAGCUGCCGCAGUCAUGGUGUUCGUAUUCAGGCAAAAGAUGGAAGGGGACAUAAUCCACUCGAUGGAAAAUGUGUUGAUAGACAAAUACGGAGUGGACCUCGCCCAUCACUCAGACAACCGUAUGGCUACGGACUGGUGGAACUGGCUACAGAGGGAGCUGAAGUGUUGCGGUGUUACUGGUGGAGUAAACAGCACGACGUCGUGGGCCAUCUACCGGCACACCACAUGGUACAAGGGAUUCGAGACAGGAAAGCCGUACGUCCCUCAGAGCUGCUGUGAUCCCGAGGGCGACCUUAACGAGUGCACGGGGAUCUCGGACUUUAAUGGCCCGCCGGCUCGAGGCCCUCCGUUCACUGCCUCUAUGGACUCAAACCCCAACCUCUUCACUACGGGAUGCUAUGACGAGUUGGUUCACUACAUUCAAAACCACGCCAUCAUGAUCGGCGUCGCCGCCAUUGCUGUUGUUAUUAUCAUGCUGUUCGGGUUAUUCUUUGCCGUGUUCAUGUGUAGACGGGUGGAGCCAGAGCACUCCAUUUACUAAACCAAACAUGCGCAGGUGGACAAAGAGGAGGAAUGGCAGUCUCAUAUAGAAACGUAAAGUGACCACCCGAAUGUUCACCAAAUGUGUCCACUUAACGUUUCUUUAACAAACGAAUAAUAAAAUAUGAACGCCGGAGAGUUUAAAACAUUUUUCGGGUCGCGGUACAUUUUUCGGGUCGUAGGUAUUUCUGUGAGCCGAUCAUGAAUCGACAUACAAACUAUUCAUCGUUGCCUAUGCCACUCUACAUAUUCUUAUAAAAAUCUUAAGUAUCUAUAAUAAGAAAGCAAACACUAUUUAAUUGUAUAUAGUAUAAAAUAUCAACGUUGAGCAUUUGUACGUUUUUAAUUUGAAAGAACUAUUACGAAAUCUCAUAUAAUUAUUUAGUUGAUAACAUUGAUCUUCUUUUUUUACUAUUAUUUUGUUCAUUUGUAAUAAUCACAUGUACGCAAGCAUGUAAUGUUUCUUGAGUAUAAAUCAAUCUUGAAUCUUUACUAUUAGAUCGAUGUCAUGUGUCAGAAAAAAUGAUUCCAUUAGAAGCAUUGGGGGGAAACUGUCUUGCUCACUGUACGAAUUAAGAAACAGUUGUAUGCGGUAUAAGGGACACAGUAUAUAUUAUUUCCUUGCACUAUUAUAGAUCCUCUACUAUAUUGAGCUCUGACGACAAGAAUUUACUUUUCUUGAAUAUGCCAUGUUGUUCGUAAUACUACCGUAUUCUACAUAAAUUCCACAAAUAUAUCACAUGUGCGCAAAUAUUUCUUGAACAUUUGCAAAUUUUUACUAAGAUAUUUAUGUGUUAUAAGUGUCCGAAGUGUUCGUGAACAUACAGUGUAUGUAUUUGUAAAGUGUCACUGUAUGUUGUAUGUUACAAUGA
Mya arenaria is the source of this 2229-nucleotide messenger RNA. RefSeq names its product tetraspanin-18-like. Gene Ontology annotation, cellular component: membrane. The transcript is spliced from 9 exons. The record is from RefSeq and is a predicted model, not a curated record. NCBI's taxonomy places the organism in Eukaryota, Metazoa, Mollusca, Bivalvia, Myida, Myidae. The coding region runs from base 225 to 1358 and encodes 377 amino acids.